Molecule: messenger RNA, 5338 nt
Organism: Camelus dromedarius (Arabian camel)
Lineage: Eukaryota; Metazoa; Chordata; Mammalia; Artiodactyla; Camelidae
Gene: AMPD3
Product: adenosine monophosphate deaminase 3
Exons: 15
Coding region: 715-3018 (767 amino acids)
Biological process (GO): IMP salvage; AMP metabolic process
Cellular component (GO): cytosol
Molecular function (GO): AMP deaminase activity
Source: RefSeq, a predicted model, not a curated record
GUGAGAGAGGCCCAGGAAAGGCCUGGCCCUGGAGGUGCAGGGAAGGAGGAAAUGGGUUUCGCAGUCUAGAGGCAUGUAUUUUGCCUGCCCGUUACUAGCCUGCUUUCCUCUUUCCUGUCUGUGUCCUGAGUUAGACCCACGUGCUGCAGAGAAGACCAGAGCAGCAAGCCUCCCUGGGCUCCAGAAAGCUCUCUGGCACCUAGAAGUAUGGCACUUCGGACUGAGAGGGCCUUGGGGACCACCUAGUCCAGUCCCUUUAUCUCACAGAUGAGAACAUUAUGAGGUGUAGGGAACGAGGGUUGCCCACCGAGUCCCUCCUCCUCUGUGAUCGCUUCCUCCCCCUGCCAUACGGCACAGGGCACUGUCUCACCUUCAUCCUCAUCUGUUGGGCUGCAAAACCACAUCUCUCUUUAAACCCUCCUUAAAGAAACUGUGGUCAUGGAUGGAUAUAAAAAUGCCUCUUUCGGAGCUCCUCCUGGUGAAGAUGGCUCAUGGAAAGGAUGCAGUAUUCAUCCAUUCCUUAAAUAUAAUGCUGGGACAGUGCGGAGACCUGACCUGACCCCCAGAUGGGCAGAGAGAAGCAGCACGAUGUAGUGGUUCAGAGGACACGGUGCCCGUGUUCUAACUCCUGAGCAGACCAUCGGAGAGGAAAGGGACGGGAGCCAGAAGCCGACAACAGCACAAGUCUCUGCCCACUUAUUAGAAGUGGCCGAGAUGCCACGCCAGUUCCCCAAGCUGAACAUCUCUGAGGUGGAUGAGCAAGUCCGGCUCCUGGCUGAGAAGGUGUUUGCUAAAGUGCUCCGAGAAGAGGACAGCAAAGAUGCCUUGUCCCUCUUCACUGUCCCCGAGGACUGCCCCAUCGGGCAGAAGGAGGCCAAGGAAAGGGAGCUGCAGAAGGAGCUGGCGGAACAGAAGUCCGUGGAGACCGCGAAAAGAAAGAAAAGUUUUAAGAUGAUUCGGUCCCAGUCCCUGUCUCUGCAAAUGCCGACGCAACAAGAUUGGAAGGGCCCCCCGACAGCCAGUCCGACCAUGUCUCCCACAACCCCCGUGGUCCCCGGAUCCACUUCCCAGCCCCCACCCGCGCCCUAUGCCAUGCCCGAGUUCCAGCGGGUCACCAUCAGCGGAGAUUACUGUGCUGGGAUCACUGUGGAGGACUACGAGCAGGCUGCCAAAAGCCUGGCCAAGGCCCUGAUGAUCCGGGAGAAGUAUGCCCGGCUCGCCUAUCACCGCUUCCCACGGACCACAGCCCAGUACCUGGGUCAUCGGCGGGUGGACGCUGCACCCCUGGAAGAGGGCCUCCAAGAUUUCCACCCUCCACCGCUGCCCCAGGAAGACCCUUACUGCCUGGAUGACGCGCCCCCCAACCUGGGCUACCUGGUCCGCAUGCAGGGGGGCAUCCCCUUCGUGUACGACAACAAGAGGAUGCUGGAGCGCCAGGAGCCCCACAGCUUGCCCUACCCCGACCUGGAGACCUACACGGUGGACAUGAGCCACAUCCUGGCUCUCAUCACCGACGGCCCCACGAAAACAUAUUGUCACCGGCGACUGAACUUUCUGGAAUCCAAGUUCAGCCUUCAUGAGAUGUUAAAUGAAAUGUCCGAGUUCAAAGAAUUGAAGAGUAACCCCCACCGAGACUUCUAUAAUGUGAGAAAGGUGGACACACACAUCCACGCGGCUGCCUGCAUGAACCAGAAGCACUUGCUGCGCUUCAUCAAGCACACGUACCAGACAGAGCCCGACAGGACGGUGGCCGAGAAGCGGGGCCGGAAGAUCACCCUGCGGCAGGUGUUCGACAGCCUGCACAUGGACCCGUACGACCUCACUGUGGAUUCGCUGGACGUCCACGCGGGCCGGCAGACAUUCCACCGCUUUGACAAGUUCAACUCCAAAUACAACCCUGUGGGGGCCAGUGAGCUGCGUGACCUGUACCUGAAAACUGAAAACUACCUGGGAGGAGAGUACUUUGCUCGGAUGGUCAAGGAGGUGGCCCGGGAGCUGGAGGAGAGCAAGUACCAGUACUCAGAGCCGCGUCUCUCCAUCUAUGGCCGCAGUCCCGAGGAGUGGCCCAGCCUGGCCCGCUGGUUCAUCCAGCACAAGGUCUACUCACCCAACAUGCGCUGGAUCAUCCAGGUGCCCCGGAUCUAUGACAUAUUUAGGUCCAAGAAGCUGCUGCCAAGCUUUGGAAAGAUGCUGGAGAACAUCUUCCUGCCCCUUUUUGAGGCUACCAUCAACCCCCAAGAUCACCGAGAGCUUCACCUCUUCCUCAAAUAUGUGACGGGGUUCGACAGCGUGGAUGAUGAGUCCAAGCACAGCGACCACAUGUUCUCGGACAAGAGCCCCAGCCCAGACAUCUGGACCAGUGAGCAGAACCCGCCCUACAGCUACUACCUGUACUACAUGUACGCCAACAUCAUGGUGCUCAACAACCUUCGCAGGGAACGGGGCCUGAGCACGUUCCUGUUCCGGCCUCACUGCGGGGAGGCUGGCUCCAUCACCCACCUGGUGUCUGCUUUCCUGACAGCUGACAACAUUUCCCACGGGCUUCUCCUCAAGAAGAGCCCGGUGUUGCAGUAUCUCUACUACCUUGCUCAGAUUCCCAUUGCCAUGUCUCCUCUGAGCAACAACAGUCUGUUCCUCGAAUAUUCCAAAAACCCUCUGAGGGAAUUCUUGCACAAGGGACUGCAUGUUUCUCUCUCCACCGACGACCCCAUGCAGUUCCACUACACGAAGGAAGCACUUAUGGAAGAAUACGCGAUUGCGGCUCAAGUGUGGAAGCUGAGCACGUGUGACCUGUGUGAGAUCGCCCGGAACAGCGUGCUGCAGAGUGGCCUCUCCCAUCAGGAAAAGCAAAAAUUUCUGGGACAAAAUUAUUACAAAGAAGGACCUGAAGGAAAUGAUAUUCGAAAGACAAAUGUAGCUCAGAUUCGGAUGGCAUUCCGAUACGAGACCUUGUGCAAUGAGCUCAGCUUCCUGUCUGAUGCCAUGAAAUCGGAAGAGAUCACAGCCCUAACCACAUAGGUCGAGCACUGGAUGUGCAUUUUAACCUGUUGGUUUAAUUUCAAGUCUGCUGUGAUUAACAGUGGGUCAAGGUACCAAAUGAGGACUUUUCCUCCAAGGAGAGGAUGCCUCUGAACUUUCAAACUAGUGAUUUUGGUUGCACUGUUCACUUUAAGGCCUCAUAUGCCCACUUUUCUUAAUUUUUUUGAGUAAUAGAUGGUGACUCCUCCAUGGGGAUCUGGGAGCUGGACACUCGUCUGUACUCAUUCCUAAUUUUCCAAAUACUUCUCUUGAAAGUGCUAAUGCUUGCAUUAGGGCCAGGAUCUUACAUGGUCCAGUGCCCAGUGACAUGCAGUCUGUGUGGUUUUCUGCUGUAGUCCUCUGUAGACCCUGCAGGCUAGUUGUAAUUGUUCAUUUCAGCCUCUGACAGGCUGGCUGCCUUAAAAUCUAUUUCAGAGCUCCUUUUCAUAAAAGAGCUACUUUGAAUUAGAAAACUUCCUUCUUGAUAAUUUGCAUUUUUAAUGAAUUUAAAAAACUUUUAUUUAGCCCUCCUCCCUUUCUAUUUAGGAAACCGAAUGUUCACAUUGACACAAUCACUCCUGUUCAGUGUCUUGGUUUCCGCAUUUGAAAAGUGAGGGUUUGGACUAGGUGGGUGGUUUUUCCCCUCCCUGACCAUUUCUGGGCAGGGGUGGGCAGGGGGAGGGGGGCACUGCUUUUACUGCUUCAAGGCAACUCCGCUUUCAUCAUUAGCUUUAAAUGGGGACUUCUACGUAUUUACAUUUGAAUUAAGGACUUUUUGGGAAGUAUAGGACUAGAUCUCUAUUCCUUUUGGCUUGAAUAUUCUAUGACUGUAGCCAGAUUAUCACUUUACCUAUGAGGAGUUAGGGCCAGAGAAGUGAAAUUUGCUUAAGGUCACACAGUUCUAGUAAGUAAUAGGACUAGAACUAGGUUUCUCCAAUCCUAAUCCAGUCCUUCCCACUAUUCCAUCAGGCCUCACAAAUCUAGAUUUUGUAAUCCCUGCAACCUGGGGCAUUUUUUCCCCGAAGGUGAAAUCCCUCCUUUACCUAAUACACAGACUUCUUCAGAAAAUACAAGCCAUCCCAGGGGCCAGGUAGAAAACAUUUUUUUAAGACCACUCUGAAUUUAAGCUUUACCAACAUAUUCUUCAUCUGUUACUAGUGCCUGGUACAUAGUAGGUGCUCAAUAAAUGUAUAUUAAAUAACUUGAAUGAAUUUCCUCCUCUGGCACCUUUUUAAGGAUUGUGCUCCUAGUACUCAGCAAGGACUUUCCUUGUCUGUGUAGACUGUGGGAAAAUGCAGACUCUGGGAAGCCCUUCUAAAUCGUUACAGAGUUCGAAGAACCCCAUUUUUGUCUGUGAAAAUGCUUACUUGACUUCAGAUUGUCUUGUCUUGUUACUUUAUAACGCUUGUCCCCUCUACUGGUCAACUUAGCAUUUGGAACAAUAAACGUAGUCUAUUUACUAGGCAAACAUGCUAUCUUAUAGCUAAUUAUGAAAUUGAAUGAAAACUAAGCACUUACCUUAGGCAUUCAUUAUUUUUGAAAAGCUCCCAUUUGUAUACAUUUGCCCUAACAUAGCAAGUAUCGUACAGUUUUUCAUUGUCAUUUUACCUGUAUCAAGUAAUUAUUGAAUAAAGUCUGUUAGGACUGUGGCUCAAUUUAAUACUAUUUUAAGCUGAUACUAUUUUAAGGCAAAUCUUUAAAUUUUUUAACUUUAAGAUAGGCAUCAUGAAAAGCUAUCAAUAAUAACUAUUAAUUUAUCUUUUACUAAGACUCAGACAUGGAUGACACUCAACUAGGAAAACUCAAAUUUUGAACUGAAGCUCACUAGACCCAGAAGGGUAAACCUUUGCUCUUUCUCUCUAACUUUUGCUGUUACGGUUCAUGAGCAAAGCCACACAAGGUCAUUUCCUUUACCCCGCAUAUAACAUCUGUCUGUUCAGACACACCUGUUGGAUUUUAUCUGUCCUGAAGGCUUUUCAGCCACCUUUUUGUAUAGCAUUUUGCACUAUUACAUCAUUGUACCUAAUUGCCCUGUAUGGGUGAAGCUCUAUUUUCUUUUGUGAUCACAACUGGAAUCAAAGCCAAUAGUACACUAGUCCACAUUUCUAAAAGAACAAUUUUUGAGGCAUGUUAUCUCCUUGCUUACUCUAAAAGGCUCAAGUGCACGUUAUAUAUUACUCCAAACUGCACUGCUGAAAUGAUCAAUGUUACAGUUCACUGCCUCAUGAAAACAAACCACACCUCCUAAGCUGAUAUUCACCAAGGCCUAUCCUGGGCCUUUACUUUCUCUUACCUUGGAUAAAGCAGAGUUGAAAGCAUA